Messenger RNA from Thelazia callipaeda (thelaziosis nematode), 1168 nucleotides. Lineage: Eukaryota; Metazoa; Nematoda; Chromadorea; Rhabditida; Thelaziidae. The record is from the annotation of a GenBank genome assembly.
GAAUUAUCAUUAUAGCAAAAUAUAAUUUGUAAUCAUAGGCUUACGAAUUAUAUUAUCAUUUGUACGAUAUGCAGAUUCGAAUUUUGAUAUAGUAUCCUUAUUGCAGCUUACUGUUCGAUUCUCGGAGCAUAAUAAUGCUGGUGAUGGAAUUUAUAUUAAACAAUCCGAUGGACCGAUUGUUAACGCAAACUCAACUAUUACAGAGAAUCGAGGUCAUGGAAUAGCGGUCAUAAAUAGUACCGAUGGACGAGUAUUCAUUGAUAUGACUGUUACUAAAAACUGCGGUGAUGGAAUACAUUAUCGGGAGGCAUUUGGAGAAUAUUGUAUCUUGCUACAAUUGAUAAAAAACAAAUAUCGUAAGGUAACCAAAUUAAGCGUGAACAGUCAUACCGUAUCAAUGAUGACAAUGUUGGAUAUGUGUAAUGAGCAUAAAAUACCUUCGAAUUUUUAUUUCGCAAAUGCAAUUCAUGCAAAUCUUAUCACUGCUACAGUAAUUGAUUCAAAUAGUGAAACACCAUGUUGGAUGCAUUUAAUAAAUGGAUUAAGUGGUCGAGUAGCUGGUGAUAUCCAUGUAAUAUUUCGGAUCCAUGUUUUUCUUACUGGUAAGGCAUUUUACAGUUUAAACAUAACAUACUCUGUGACAGCAAAUAAUGCUGGAAAUGGUAUUUUGGUACGUGAAGUACGCAAACAUACAGCGUUUACAAACAUAACAGUAGUAGGAAAUGAGGGACAGGCAGGUAUUUUGGUAAAUAAUGGAGCAGCUGAUAUUUGGAUUAAUGCUUCCUAUAUUGAUCAUAAUUGGGGAGAUGGUAUUAAUGUAACUUACUCUGGUGGUUCUGUUACAAUUAAUGGUACGACUAUAAGUCAUAAUCGGUGGAGAGAAUUAACUGCAAAUCGCUAUCAUGCAUCUAUCGAAAUUUUCGCUUGUCAAAAAGCAGGAAUGGCCAAUAUCAUUAUUGAUUUUACCGGGAAUCGAGUAGAAGAUGGCCUAGAAGUUGGUUUUAGAAUGAAGCCAGCAGUAAAUAUUAUCAUGAUCAUAUCAAAUAAUCAAUUCAUCGCAAAUAAUGAUAGUGCUCUAAUCAUUCGAAAUGCUCGAUAUCCAUAUUUGCAUAACCUACCUGCUCAAGUAAAUUUUAAAACCAGCAGUUCAUUUUAUUGUGAAUGGUAA